AUGUUCAGAUAUCGAUCAGUUUUAUUAAAAGCGAAUAUAACGAGUGACUUACCCACAGAAGUUAUUCAGAAUAUGCUUUCAAAGGUGGAAGUUGAACAUUUUAUGACCGGCGAUUGUAUUAUAAAAUCUGGAAGGAUUGGAACUUGUAUGUAUUUCAUCGUAACCGGAACAGUGGCCAUUUACACUUACUUUGGCGUAGAGAUGUGUCAUUUGUAUGAUGGAGCUCAUUUUGGUGAAAUGGCUCUUCUAUUAGAACAACGUAGAGUAACUACUGCAAUUGCUUUAGAACCGUGCGAACUAUGUAGAUUGAACAAAAGUGAUUUUUACGAAUGUUUAAGUCGGGAAUCUGGAGUUUUUCAAAAACUAGUGUUAGGAGCCAAAGAAGGGAUGAAAACCGUCAAAGUGUUAAAUGAAAUGCAUCGUGCUGAAUUAGAAAAGUGGACUUUAAUGCAAAUCUUCUAUAUGGAGUUAAAUUUAAACAAACAUAAUCCUACAAGAGCAUCUGAUUACAUCGAUCUACCGUCGCAAAUAAAAAAUGGUCAUGAAAUGGAUCCCGGUCAAUCUGUGUUGGGAAGAAUGAAAGAUGAAUAUCCAAAUAGGUGCUUAACAUCAUUUGUUGGAACAGGAACCAAAGCGUACAGCAUCACCUUACAUGGUGAUAAUGUAAAAAAAGCUAAAGGAGUAAAGAAGUAUGUUAUAGAUAAAGAUUUGAGUGUAACCGAGUAUAAAAGGGUGGUUGAAUGUGGCGGAUCGAUUCAUAAAACAUUGGCAAUUAACGAUCACGAAAAAACAAAAACCGCAAAUCAGGCCGAAAAGCGUAUUCGGGGGGCAAAUUUUAAACCUGAAGAAAUAACACUUUUACUUGACUUGGUGGCGGAUCAUAAAAAUGUCCUCGAAAAUAAAAAUAGCCACGUUAGUACGUGA
Molecule: messenger RNA, 924 nt
Organism: Onthophagus taurus
Lineage: Eukaryota; Metazoa; Arthropoda; Insecta; Coleoptera; Scarabaeidae
Source: RefSeq, a predicted model, not a curated record